Messenger RNA from Abrus precatorius (Indian licorice), 2424 nucleotides. RefSeq lists its product as uncharacterized. The coding region runs from base 54 to 1772 and encodes 572 amino acids. The transcript is spliced from 2 exons. Gene Ontology annotation, cellular component: Golgi apparatus. The record is from RefSeq and is a predicted model, not a curated record. Lineage: Eukaryota; Viridiplantae; Streptophyta; Magnoliopsida; Fabales; Fabaceae.
AAGGUUCUCAUACGCUGGUUUCAUCGCAUUGAGAUUCAGAUCCAAAUCGAAAAAUGAAGGACUCAAACAACACAGGCAGUAGCAGCAAUAGCAGAACAGAACCCAUAGCGCAAAACAUAAUCAAACUCAUAAGCAACCUCUGUUUCUCACUCUUCGUUUUCUCAGUUCUAAUAUUCACAGUAAUAGCAAUAACAUACCAACCACCAGACCCAUGGCUAGAGUCCACCCCAGCACUCACUAACCUCUUCACCCAAUCCCAAAACGCAACGUUUCGAAUCGACUCCUCCAUUCUCAAAACCGGCGAAGACCUCUCCCCUUCGCCGCAGGACGCUCCUCUCCCCUUCCCUCCGCCGCUCGCCUCCGCUUCCCCCGCCGUCACUGAAGCCAUCAUCGAGAAAUCCGAGGAACGAAUCGCUAAUUCCACCCCGCCCCUUUCCUCUCCCUCCUCUGUCUGCCUCGGAACCCUAAAUUGCUCCGACCCUCGCGUCCUCAUCGCCGUUCAGAGGUUCAAUCUCCGCGUUUUCAAGUCCAUCGCCUUCUUCGACUACCAGCCGCCGGUGAACGGCUCUGUCCCCGGCGAGUGCGACGUCGCGUGGCGCUUCCGCAACAAGAGGGAGAAGUCCUGGCGCAAGUACCGCGAUUUUCGACGAUUUAGGAUCGGAUUCACCAAUGAUUGCAGGUACAAGGUGGUUCACGCCGGCGGCUGGCACUCCGGCGCCAAUGCACGCCGCAAUGUGACCCGAAUCGGCACCGGCAAGGGGAGAACCUUGCCGCCACGGGUUGCGAACCGUGAUGAUGAGAUCAAUGACACGAUUCCGAGUUUGGGAUCGGAGAGUAAUUUUAGGAAUGGGAGGUAUUUGUAUUACUCGCGUGGUGGGGAUUAUUGCAAGGGGAUGAAUCAUUAUCUGUGGAGUUUCUUGUGUGGGUUGGGUGAGGCUAUGUAUUUGAAUAGGACUUUUGUUAUGGAUUUGAGUGUUUGCUUGGCUGCAACUUAUAAUCCUAGUAACAAGGAUGAGGAAGGAAAGGAUUUUAGGUACUAUUUCGAUUUCGAGCAUUUGAAGGAGGUGGCUUCCAUUGUGGAGGAAGGUGAGUUCUUGACAGAUUGGAAGAAAUGGGACAAGACCCAUGUCAAGAAGAAGAAGAUUCCUGUUAGGAAGGUUGUCACACACAAGGUCACUCCAAUGCAGCUUAAGAAGGAUAAGAGCACUAUCAUAUGGAGGCAGUUUGAUGCCCCCGAGCCUGAGAAUUAUUGGUACAGGGUUUGUGAAGGUGAGGCUGCAAAGUAUAUUCAGAGGCCUUGGCAUGCUUUGUGGAAAUCUAAGAGGUUGAUGAAUAUUGUUACUGAGAUCAGUGGAAGGUUGGACUGGGAUUUUGAUGCAGUCCAUGUCGUUCGGGGAGAGAAAGCUCAAAACAAGGAGCUGUGGCCUCAUUUGGAUUCCGAUACGUCGCCAGAUGCGCUUCUUGAGAAGCUUAAAGGGAUGGUUCAGCCUUGGAGAAAUUUGUAUAUUGCCACCAAUGAGCCUUAUUAUAAUUACUUUGAUAAAUUGAGGUCAAAUUACAAGGUCCAUUUGCUUGAUGAUUACAAGGAACUGUGGGGAAAUACGAGUGAGUGGUUCAACGAGACGAGCCUUCUCAAUAACGGAAAGCCUGUUGAGUUUGAUGGGUACAUGAGAGUUGCAGUGGAUACAGAGGUCUUUUACCGUGGAAAGACGCGGGUGGAAACAUUCUAUAAUUUGACUAAAGAUUGCAAGGAUGGAGUUAAUACAUGUUGAUCAGAUUUAGAUACUUUGCAAUGGAACAAACAGGACACUACAACAUUUCCUCCUGCUUAAAGGAAGGUCCUCCGCACCCUUCGGACAUGACUGUAUUCCUAGUGGAGGAAACCUUCGUUCAGAUCUUCGUCAAACUAUCCAAACUGUAAAUCUUGUUUCCUGUUUCAACGUGUUGUUCGUCUGUUCUUGUGUCACCAAGAAGCCCCCAGAUGUGAUGUUUAAAAUUGUGUACCCAAACUUCACAGCAUACGUGGUGUUCGUGUGACAAAUCCACGUCGGCGGGACCAUACAGUGCUAUACUGCCAAACAUAGUUAAGCCGGUGCAACACUCGCAUCAAAAGCAUACAAAUGGAUCAUCAAAAGGACCAAAAAUAAAUGGGUGUCACGUCUUAAUCAAGUUAGAACAGUAACGGGUGGCAGGUCUUUAAUCGUGCUUGAACGGUUGGUGAGUCCUCUCAUGGAAAUAUAUGAACAAUAGCUCCAAACAAUUUAGCGGUUUCAUUUAAUAAGCCAAAUUGCUUAACUAACACUUCAAUUUUUUACUUCUUUAUAUAAAAAAUUCCUAAUUUAUUUUUUAAUUGUAGAUGUCUUAAUACAAUUGAUUGUAACAAACGAUAUAAUUAAAUCAUCGUCAAUAAAGGUGUUAUUUAAU